Messenger RNA from Ceratina calcarata, 2616 nucleotides. RefSeq names its product piggyBac transposable element-derived protein 4-like. The transcript has 2 exons. Bases 384 to 2099 code for a protein of 571 amino acids. The record is from RefSeq and is a predicted model, not a curated record. NCBI's taxonomy places the organism in Eukaryota, Metazoa, Arthropoda, Insecta, Hymenoptera, Apidae.
UCGAUGCAACACAAGUGAAAAAAUUGUUAUUAGAUUUAACUUUUUGUUAUAUUUUAUGCUGAUUAGUGCCGCGGGUCUGUAUAUGUUAGAGCGAUAAGAUAGAAACGGGACCCGGGAUAUCCCUCGGAUAUUCGUCGACACGGGAUAGUUUCUCUGGACCGUAAUCGCAAUCUUUACGAUGUUUAUGAUAGUUAUCGGAGUAUUCAAGUGGCAUGCGUGCAUCGACUCGGCAAGCCUAAAAUCUUUUUCAGUCUUUCUUGAUUCUUCUAACGUGUAGUCAGUAUUCAAAAACCGUCAACGUUUUCAUAGAGACACAAUUAGCAGUAGAAAAUUUUGUCAGUUUUGUCGAUACCUUUUUGAAAAAAUUAUACCCUGUUACGAACAUGGAUGACGCAGGAUUAGUGCGAAUUAUUGACGAGUUAUGUAUAACUGAAGAACAUGGUGACAGUGAUGAGGAUGAGCAAUUAUUUGCGCCAAGCCGUCGGUGUGAUCGCAGAAUAUAUAGCGACAGUGAGUCUAGCGAAAAAGAAUCGCAAGAUGAAGAUAACAAGAGUGAUAGUGACGAAUCUCUAACGAAUUUCAGGGAAGUAAAUGUGGAAAACGAUAUCCAAUAUAACCCGCGCCCACUAUUUUUGGAAAUGACUGGCCCUAAACAUAUGCCACCGAACAUAUCGAAACCAAUAGAGUAUUUCAAUUUAUUUUUCACACUACAAUUUCUGGACAUGUUGAGAAUUGAAACAAAUCGGUAUGCACAACAGUUUUUCGAGAAUGCUGGAGCAGCAAAUACAUCCACAACACUGACCUGGAAGAAAACAACAAUCAAAGAGUUGAGAGCAUUUAUAGCCGUUUUACUCGAAAUGGGAAUAACCCGUAGGCCAACAAUUUUUAGCUACUGGUCACAAAAUCAUCGAUACAUCCCAUGGUUUGGCCAAAUGUUUAGCCGGAAUAGAUUCCAGUUGCUUUGUAAAUUUUUUCAUACCGUGGACAAUAGCACAUUACCAGCACGAGAUAACAGUGAAUACGACUCAACAGCAAAGUUUGAACCUGUCGUUGCUCAUGCAAAUAGAAAAUUCAAAUUUCAUUAUUCACCACACCAGCACUUGAGCGUGGACGAAUCAUUAGUAAGAACAAAAAGCAGAUCAGCACUUACCCAGUAUUUGCCAAAUAAGAAGCACCACAAAUGGGGCAUAAAAUUUUGGAUGCUAGCCGAUGGGAUCUCCCAUUAUUGUCUGUUAUUCUUUUGCUAUCGGGGAGCCAAGGACCAACGGGACAAGAGAGAAAUAAAAGAAAAAGGCCUCGCUCAAGUAGUAAUAGAUAAUUUACUCAGUAUGAGUAACUACUUUAUUAAAGGAUACCACAUAACUGUCGACAAUUUUUUUACCAGCAUUGCCUUAGCAAGAUCUCUGUUUGAGAAAAAUACAUUUUUAUCUGGAACAAUACGCAGUAAUAGAAAACAUAUUCCAUCGCAGCUCAAAUCAAAAUUGGAAGUGGGCGAAUAUAAGUACCAAAGAAAUCGGGAAAUACUUCUAUUAGCGUACAGAGAAAAGAAGUCACAGAAAAAAAAUGUACUACUGUUAUCAACGCAUGGAACAGCCGCAAAUAAAACGAUUGUAAUUCGAAGACGGAAUCAGGAACGGGAAGUUCAAAAACCAGCACUCAUCCACGACUACAAUAAAUAUAUGGGAGGCAUUGAUGUCUCAGAUAUGAUGAUCUACUCAUAUUUGGAUGAAAGGAGAACAGUGAAAUACUGGAAGAAAGUGGUAUUUUCCAUUUUUGCUCGCAUGGUCUUGAAUGCAUACAUAUUAUACCAACACAACAGAGAAGGAAAGCUUAUGACUCGACUCGAAUUUAUAACCAGUAUCAUUCAGUCGAUCUCAACAGAAUGGAUGGCGGAAAAAAACAUGAAUCCAGAAAGUUCAUUGGGUCACACAUCGAGGGAUUCAACAGUCCCAGGUAUCCGCAAACUUCCUGGAAGAAGGGAAAAAGUUUGCGUAGUUUGCAGUAGGGUGGAUGGUGGGCCAGUGCGAAGAUUGCGCACAAUUUGUAAUAAUUGCAAUAAAGGGUUGCAUGGUAUAUGCAUUAGUAAGCAUCAAUGCUAAUAAAUUGCUUGUUGACGUAUUACCAGCCGCACGAUCCACUUGUGUAGUAGAUCUGUCUGACGCUUGCCGUGCAUCAUAGCGUUAUCCUUCCGUUUUGUUAUCCGACUUCUGCUAUUGUAUUGCAAAUGAUUGCAAAAUGCAAUGUCUAUGUUCUAGCCCUGGAAAAGGCUAGAUUCCUUGUCAUUUGUUGCUUUCGUAAUACGCGCUCGGUAACAGUCAGCGAGUAUUGAAAUGUGGCGACUAAUCAUUUCGACACAUUAGGUCAUCGGUUCGAGAUGCGCUCGAAAUGUAGAGCAUGUCGAAACGGCGACUAACAUAAUUAAGGCAUUUCGAGAUGCAUACGAAGACCAGAACAUGUCGAAAUGAUUAAAGAAAAUUAGGAUGCUGACUCUUUAGCUUUUCGGCUAUAAAGCUUGGCCAUCGGGGCCUGUACGUCAGUUCGGUUUUUCGUCUCUUAACUCGCGACUCUGUCCGAGUUCUCAUCCGUUUCAAAGCAUCGUUCAGCCGAUUCCCUGAA